AUGGGGAUUAAGAAAGUCUCUGGGAUUAUUCCUCGACUAGUCUGGAUUCUGCUGAGCCUGCGUGGGACAACCGGAGAAGAGGUGUGUGACGGUCCGCUGGUGUCCAACCUGCUGCCUUCAUCCUUCAGGAGCUCCUCUCAGCUGUCCAGCAGUCAUGCGCCGGGUUUCGCCAAACUCAACCGGCGAGACGGAGCUGGAGGCUGGUCUCCUCUCGCCUCAGACAGGCAUCAGUGGCUGCAGGUGGACUUGGGUGAGCGGACCAGGAUCACUGCCGUGGCCACGCAGGGCCGCUACGGCAGCUCUGAUUGGCUGACGUCUUACCUGCUGGUGUUCAGCGACACGGGACACAACUGGAAACAGUACAGACAGGAGGACAGCAUCAGGUCUUUUCCAGGUAACACUAACGCAGACAGUGUGGUUCAGUACAAACUGCAGCAGCCUGCGGUGGCUCGGUUCCUCCGCCUCCUUCCUCUGGACUGGAAUCCCAGCGGGCGGAUCGGACUCCGACUGGAGGCCUACGGAUGUCCUUACUCUUCCGACGUGGUGAGUUUCGAUGGCAGCAGCGGUCUGGUGUACAGCCUGGACUCCGGGUCCGGGCGAACAAUUACAGACGUCAUCACACUGAAGUUUAAAACCUUGAGGAACUCUGGGACGCUCCUGCAGGCGGAGGGUCGGUAUGGACAGAACCUCAGUCUGGAGUUAGAGAGAGGGAAGCUCCUGCUGCUGCUCAGACAAGGCAGGAGUUUAUCUUCAGAACCCAGACGUCUUGCAUCACUCGGCACCCUGUUGGAUGAUCAGCACUGGCACUACGUGGCUGUGGAGCUGCACGAUCUUCAUCUCAACCUGACUGUGGACAAACACACAGAGAGCCUGCAGAUCCCUGCAGACUUCCACCACCUGGACAUACAACAGCUCAGCGUGGGCGCAGUUCAGCAUCUCACUUCACAGAAAUCAGUCAAGAGGAACUUCCACGGCUGCGUGGAAAACCUGCUGUUCAAUGAUCUCAACCUGAUUGAACUCGCUAAACUCAGCGACCACAAAGUUACUGCCGUCGGCAACGUGACCUUCUCUUGUCCCGAGCCCGUUUCUGUGGCUGUGACGUUCCCCGGCCCCCAGAGUUUCCUCCAGCUGUCGUCGUCUCCAUCAGUGGGUGCGUCCAUACGGUUUCAGUUCAGGACGUGGAAUGAGGCAGGGCUCCUGCUCACCUUUGACCUUCUGCAGCGUGGGGGCGUGGUCUGGUUGCACCUGCACGAGGCCAGAAUCCAUCUGCAGGUCCACAAGGGAGGCAAAGUGGUGCUGGAGCUCAGUGCAGGUUCUGCUCUCAGUGACGGUCAGUGGCAUUUGGUGGAGCUGAACUCCAGACGAGCUCGCUUGACCCUCGCUGUGGAUAAAGAGGAAGGAGAGAACGCUCAGGCCGGCCCGUCUCUUCCUGUCGCUGCAGAAAGUCGCCUCUUUUUUGGUGGUUGUCCUGCUGAACACGGCCGGGGAUGCAGAAGCAACUUUAACACCUUCCAAGGCUGCAUGCGUUCCUUCACUCUGGACAACAAACCCGUGGAUUUGAUCCUUGUGCAACAGAAGCUGUUGGGGAACCACAGCAACCUUCUGAUUGACAUGUGUGGAAUCAUUGACAGAUGUUCUCCCAGCCGCUGUGAGCACGGCGGCCGCUGCACUCAGUCCUGGACCAACUUCCACUGCAACUGCUCCGACAGCGGCUACAGCGGCGCCACCUGCCACAGCUCUGUGCACGAACAGUCCUGUGAAGCGUACAAACACAACGGCAACACGUCAGGACAUUUUUACAUUGACGUGGACGGCAGCGGACCGAUCAGGCCCCAGCUGGUCCACUGCAACAUGACAGAGCACAACACCUGGAUGAUAAUCCAGCACAACAACUCAGAGCUGACCAGAGUUCGAACGUCCUCUGGCGUCGACCAACUUUCAGUCCACUUUAAAUACUCGUCUGACGAAGAGCAACUUCUGGCCUCCAUCAGCCAAUCAGAGCACUGCGAGCAGGAGCUGUCUUACCUGUGCAGGAAGUCCCGCCUCCUCAACACUCCAGAGGGGUCUCCGUUCAGCUGGUGGCUCGGUGGUCCCAGUCCCGGACGGGUCCAGACUUACUGGGGAGGAGCUCAUCCCGGCAGCCAGCAGUGCGCCUGCGGCCUGCAGGGCGACUGCGUGGACCCACAGCACUACUGCAACUGUGACGCCGACCGCACCGAGUGGACCGAGGACUCAGGCAUGAUCUCCCAGAAGGAGAGCCUCCCAGUCCGGUCUCUGGUCCUGGGUGACGUCCAGAAGUCGGGGUCGGAGGCGGCUUAUAGGGUGGGACCACUCCGUUGCCAUGGGGACAGAAAUUUCUGGAACGCUGCGUUUUUCGACAAGGAGACGUCGUACCUCCACUUCCCGACGCUCCACGGCGAGCUGAGCGCCGACAUCUCCUUCCUGUUCAAAACCACGGCCUCCUCCGGCGUGUUCCUGGAGAACCUGGGCAUCAAAGACUUCAUCCGCAUCGAGCUGAGCUCCUCCACUCAGGUGGUUUUCUCCUUCGAUGUUGGGAACGGGCCCCUGGAGGUUCAGGUGGAGUCGAGGGUCCCGCUAAACGACAACCGGUGGCAUCGGGUCCGAGCUGAGCGGAACAUCAAGGAGGCGACUCUUCGACUGGACGACCUGCCCGUCUCCACCCAGCAGGCCCCGACUGAGGGCCACGUCCACCUGCAGCUCAACAGCCAGCUGUUUAUAGGCGGCACGGCGUCCAGGCAGAGGGGCUUCCGGGGAUGUAUUCGCUCUCUGCAGCUGAACGGCGUCACCCUGGACCUGGAGGAGAGGGCGAAGAUCACGCCUGGGGUCCGGCCCGGCUGCCCGGGUCACUGCAGCAGCUACGGCUCGCUCUGUCAGAACCAGGGCCGCUGUGCGGAGCGAGUCAACGGCUUCUACUGCGACUGCAGCGCGUCUGCUUACACCGGGGCGUUCUGCCACACAGAGCUGUCGGCCAGCUUCAAGUCAGGAACGUCCAUCAGGUACACCUUCAAGGAGCCGUACGAGUCGAACAGAAACAGCAGCGCUCUGCCAUCGUCCAUCUACUCUGAUACGACGCUGAGAGGAGAAAACGUCUCUCUGAGCUUCAGAACGACACAAAGUCCGGCUCUGCUGCUUUACGUCAGCUCCUACUACCGAGAGUACCUGGCUCUGAUCAUCAACAAGCACGAUAAGCUGGAGGUGAGAUACAAGCUGGACAGCAGCCGAGAUGCCGACGUGCUGAGGAGCAGCGGGAGGAGCCUGGCCAACGGGCGGCUGCACACGGUGACCGUCCGGAGGCUGACACACGCCGUUUCAGUGCAGGUUGAUCAGAACCCCAGAGAAGUCUUCAACCUCACGUCUGACGGAGAGUUUAAUGCCAUCAAGUCCCUGGUGUUAGGCAGAGUGCAUGAGUCUGAGGACUUGGAUCCUCCCCUGGCCCGGCUGGCGUCUCUGGGUUUCGCCGGCUGCCUGUCAGUGGUCCAGUUCAACUCCAUCAGCCCCCUGAAGGCGGCUCUGCUCCACCCAGACACCCGCCCCGUCGUCAUCACCGGACCUUUGGUUCAGUCCAGCUGUGGCUCUCUGGCCUCAGCCAAUCCCUACGCAGCCGAAAACACACACCGGCUUUCAGACCAGUCUGAUUCUGUGGGUUCUGGUCAGCCUUUAGUCAAUGCCAUCAGGACCGACUCGGCUCUGAUUGGAGGUUGA
Molecule: messenger RNA, 3723 nt
Organism: Nematolebias whitei (Rio pearlfish)
Lineage: Eukaryota; Metazoa; Chordata; Actinopteri; Cyprinodontiformes; Rivulidae
Product: contactin-associated protein-like 4
Exons: 24
Coding region: 1-3723 (1240 amino acids)
Source: RefSeq, a predicted model, not a curated record